Thamnophis elegans (Western terrestrial garter snake) is the source of this 1209-nucleotide messenger RNA. RefSeq names its product ribosomal protein S6 kinase related (gene RSKR). The transcript is spliced from 12 exons. Gene Ontology annotation, biological process: protein phosphorylation. The coding region runs from base 1 to 1209 and encodes 402 amino acids. NCBI's taxonomy places the organism in Eukaryota, Metazoa, Chordata, Lepidosauria, Squamata, Natricidae. The record is from RefSeq and is a predicted model, not a curated record. Gene Ontology annotation, molecular function: protein serine/threonine kinase activity; ATP binding.
AUGGGGGCCGCCGGCAGCAACCCCGCCGCGGAGCCUCCCCAACGGGGCUUCCCCACGAAGUUGCGGGGCCACGGCACAGGACCUCUGCCGGAUGCUCUGUGGGCGCGGAGCUGGAAACGCCUCCUCUCCCACCUGGGUGGGACUCUGCUGGGCCUGGAGCAGGCCUUGUCGCCCCGAAGCCCCCCGAAGAGAGAGCUGGGGCAGGGGGAUGAGAAGACCCCCGAUGCGGCGGGGGCCGAGUGGCCAACGGCUCCCCACGCCUCCCUCUUCCUGCCCGAGUUUCCUGUCCAGCCUCCACUGCGGCAGCAGCAACUCAAGAUUCUGGGCUUCCUGUCCAAGGGCACCUUUGGGACCGUCCUCAAAGUGCUGGACAGCUCUCAAGCGAAGGUCUUUGCGCUGAAGGUGUUGCCCAAAGCGGAGGUCCUUCGCAGGGACAGCGUCAGGCAGUGCAAAGAGGAGGUCAACAUCCAGAGGGAGGUCCACCACCCGUUCCUCCACUGUUUAGGAGACAGCUGGCAGGGAAAGCAUCAUCUCUUCAUUAUGUGCAGCUACUGCCGCUCCGGGGAUCUCUUCACGCUGUGGAAGACGGCCGGGCCCUUGGGCGAAGGGGCCAUCCGGCUCUUUGCCACGGAGCUGGUGCUGGUGUUGGCCUACCUUCACAACCAGGGGAUUGUGCACCGGGACAUCAAGAUGGAAAACAUCCUUUUGGAUGAACAAGGUCACCUGAAGCUGGCCGAUUUCGGCCUCUCCCGGCACCUACUCUGGGGCAGCCGAGCCUUCACCAUCUGUGGGACCCUCCAGUACAUGGCCCCAGAAGUGCUGAGAGGCGGCCCCUACGCCCACCCCGCCGACUGGUGGUCCCUGGGGGUCCUGCUGUUUGCGAUGGCCACUGGGCAGUUCCCUGUCCCCCCGGAGAGGGACCACCUGGCAAUGCUGCGGAGCGUGAAGCAGAGCGCGUACACCAUCCCGGCCGGGCUCAGCUGGGGCCUCCGUCUCCUGCUCAGCGAGCUCCUGUGCCAGGACCCUCAACGCCGGCCCUGCCGCCUUCCCCACUUCCGCGCCCACCUCUUCUUCCGUGGCAUGAGCUUCGAUGCCGACACCCUCAGGAAGCAAGUGGCAGAUUUCGCCCUGGGCUGGCAGCCCCUGCAGAGCCCCCCCGUGGACCCAGCUGCCUUCUUGGAAUUCGACUGUGAUCUGGGGGGGCCCUGA